Myotis brandtii (Brandt's bat) is the source of this 1299-nucleotide messenger RNA. It is a transcript of the gene SEPTIN14, whose product is annotated as septin 14. Gene Ontology annotation, molecular function: GTPase activity; GTP binding; molecular adaptor activity. The record is from RefSeq and is a predicted model, not a curated record. The transcript has 9 exons. NCBI's taxonomy places the organism in Eukaryota, Metazoa, Chordata, Mammalia, Chiroptera, Vespertilionidae. Gene Ontology annotation, biological process: cytoskeleton-dependent cytokinesis. Bases 1 to 1299 code for a protein of 432 amino acids. Gene Ontology annotation, cellular component: cell division site; septin ring; septin complex.
AUGGAAGAAAAACCAGUGUGCACAUCCACGCAAAUACCCGAUGAUGAAGACACACAAAAAGAAGAGAAUAUCCGUUGCUUAACUAUGCUUGGUCAUUUUGGUUUUGAAUGUUUGCCUCAUCAGUUGGUCACUAAAUCUAUUCAACAAGGAUUCUCUUUUAAUAUUCUCUGUGUGGGGGAGACUGGACUCGGAAAAUCAACACUGAUUGACACAUUGUUUAACACUAAUUCGAGAGAAAAAAAAUGCUCACAUUUUUGCCCAAAUGUUGAACUUAAAAUUCAGACAUAUCAACUCCAGGAAAGCAAUGUUCAGUUGAAAUUAACUGUUGUGACUACAGUGGGAUAUGGUGAUCAAAUGAACAAAGAAGCCAGCUACCAACCAAUAGUUUCCUACAUAGAUGCUCAAUUUGAGGCCUAUUUUCAAGAAGAACUGAAAAUUAAACGUUCCUUUGCUGACUACCAUGACACUCGUAUCCACGUGUGCCUUUUCUUCAUUGCACCCACGGGACAUUCUCUGAAGGCCCUUGAUCUACUAACCUUGAAGAACAUCGACAGUAAGGUGAACAUUAUACCACUGAUUGCCAAAGCAGAUACAAUUUCUAAAAAUGAUUUACAGACAUUUAAGAGUAAGAUAAUGAAUGAAUUGAUUAGUAAUGGCAUCCAGAUAUACCAGUUCCCAAUAGAUGAAAAAACUACUGCUCAAAUGAACUCCUCAAUGAAUGAACACUUACCUUUUGCUGUAGUGGGGUGUAUGGAUGAGGUGAAAGUUGGAAAAAGGAUGGUCAGAGGCCGUCUCUAUCCUUGGGGAGUUUUACAAGUGGAAAAUGAAAAUCACUGUGACUUUGUUAAGCUCCGGGAUAUGCUUCUUUGUACAAAUACGGAACACCUGAAAGAAGUAACCCACACUAAGCACUAUGAAUGCUACAGGCGCUGCAGACUGCAGAAAAUGGGCUUCACUGAUGUGGGCCCAGACAACCAGCCGCUUAGUUUUCAAGAGAUCUAUGAAGCCAAAAGAAAGGAGUUCCAUGAACAAUGCCAGAGGGAAGAAGAAGAAUUGAAGCAUAAGUUUAUGCAGCGAGUUAUGGAGAAAGAAAUAGCAUUUAAAGAAGCUGAAAAAGAACUACAGGACAAGUUUGAGCGUCUUAAAAGAAUCCAGCAAGAGGAGACAAUAAAACUUGAGGAGGAGAAAAGAAAACUGGAUGAAGAAAUUAUGAAUUUUUAUAAAAUGAAGGCUGACUCUGAAAUAUCACAGACUCAGGGUUGCGCCAAUAUAAAAAAGGACAAAGAUCGUAAGAAAUAG